Messenger RNA from Paramecium sonneborni, 5084 nucleotides. NCBI's taxonomy places the organism in Eukaryota, Ciliophora, Oligohymenophorea, Peniculida, Parameciidae. The record is from the annotation of a GenBank genome assembly.
AUGUAAAACAGAUAAAUUCAUUUAGACAUACUCAUAACAUUCUAAAAAGUUAAUGGAAUUAGAAUUUGUUCAAAUACAUAGACAUAAUAGGAUUGGCCAAAACAAAUUAAAUUAUCAAUUUAGGAAUGUUUAUUAUAACAUCCAUAAUGCCUAUUCUUAUAAUAAUUUUAUAUUUUGCGCUUUAUUUUCACUAUAAACGACACUCUAGACAUAGAUCAGAAGAAAAUACUUUAGAAAAAGUAAUAUUUAAUAUAUCCUAGUUUUUUAUCAGAUUGCUAUCAUUAUAAGAAUGGAUAUUAUUUUAUCCAACAAUUUAAAUUCAUACUUUAAUAAUCUCUUGUAAUUAUUUUGAUGAAUCUAAUUUUAAAUAUUUAUGUGGUUUUUCUUCUUUUGAAGAUUUUGCUAUAAUUGUUUAAUCUAUAACAAUUCUUAUUGUAACAAUAAUUAUUUAAUUUUUAAUAAUUGUUUUCAUUAGAAAUGACUAAUUCUCAAAAAGUGAUUAUUCUUCAUUAUACUUUAAGAAUGGAUAAAUUUAUGCAAUUAUUAAUUAAUUACUCUAAAACUUUCUAGCUUGUUUAUAUAAACCAAACAACUCAGAAGAAUAUGUAUCAUGUAUUUUUUAUUAAUAAUAGUUAAGCUUGAUACUUUUACAUAUUUUAUUACAUAUAAUGAUGUGGUUAUUCACUAUAACAUAAUGGCCAACUUUUAAAUUAACAUUAAUUUAGUAUUAAUUCAGUUUUAUAAUUAAUAUUAAUGUCUCCCUAUAUAUCUCAUUUUUAUUAGAAACCACUUUUGAAAAAGGUGAUUUAAAAGGAUAUGGAUUAUAUCACUUUAUAUGGAUUUUAAUAAUGUUAUUUUAUAUAUAAUUAAAGAUAUCAUAACAAAAAUUAAAAUCUUGUUUAUUUUUUAAAGUAAACAGUGAAUAAACAUUACUGAAUAAAAUUUAUUCAUUUGAAUAAAUAAUUAAAAAAAGGGAUUAAUCAUCAAAUUUAAUUCUUGUCUUAGGAAUUAUUAGAUCACAUAGUAAUUCUGAUUGCAAGAAUAAUUAAACUAAAUAUAAUCUUAAAAGAUGUUAUUGUAAAAUGAAAUUGAUUUAUGACCCAAAAAAGCAAAAUGAUAUUAGAAACUUAUCUUCAUCUAUAAUUAAACAUAUGAAUAUCUUUUCUAAAUUUGUUAUAAAAUCUUGGUAUGAAGAUUAUCUUCAUGAUCAUUAGAAUAAUCAUUUUAUUUGUUUACAAUAUGCAUAAUAUUUAUUUUAUAAGAUAAAUUUACAUGCAUAAUCAUUAAUAGAAUUAUAUAAAGUGAAUACAUAAUUAAAAUCUUUGAGUGAGAAAUAUUAAUUUUGUAAAUUAACAAUAAACAUUAAAAGGAAAAUAGAAAUUCAAUGUUCUUAAAGUUAUAAAUAAAAAUUUGAUUUUGAAAUAGUUGUAUCAAUAGAAGAAUGUAUCAACAAAAUUUAAAGAUCUAUUAUUUAUAUUAUGAACUUAUAAAUAAAAAUGUUCAAAUCUAUAAUAAAAUAAAAUGAUAUUAAUGAAUAAGAGUUGAUUUAAGAUUUUGAAUAAAUGCUAAAUAAAAUAUAAGAAAUAAAAAUUAAUUGGAAGGAUAUUACAAGGAGAUAAAUAUUAAUGAAUGAUAAAGUAGAAUUAAGAUCAUUUUUACAUAGAAAAAAAGAAUUUGUUAUACUUUAUAAUUGGUUUAGAUAGAAUAUUUUAAAGAAAAAAGUGAAAUAGUCAUAGAUAAUAACAGGAGAAAGUGAUGAUUUUAUUUAAGAAGAUUCAGAUUCAAAUAGUGAGAAUGAUCAUUUUUAUGAUCAAUAAAAAAUAUUUAAUUUAUUAUCUGGAAUUCUGCAUUGUAAUAUUAAUGGAGAAAUAUUAAAAUUUAGUCAGAAUUGUUAAAAUUUAUAUGGAUAAUAAUAAUUAAAUUCAAUAUUUGAAUUGAUUCCUCAUUCUAUGUAAAGGAAUCAUCAAAUAGCAAUGAGAUAAUUUAUAGAGAAUGGCAAAAGAUAAAGUUUAUUUAAAAAAUUAAAAAUAUUUUAUAUAAAUGAGACAUCACAUAUAGUUUAAGCUAAUAAAUAUCUAAAAUGCAUUAUAAAUUAAAAAAUGUAAAUAGAAUAUGUUUGUAUGAUAAGACCAAUAAUAAAAAUGACACCUAAUAAUUUUAUUUUAUUGAAUGAAUAUUGGGAAAUAGAUUCAAUGACUGCAUAAUUAGAUUAAUUAUUUACAAAAUAAAGUUGUUUAUUAAUUUAAUGUCCUAAAUUAUUAAAAUAUUCUCAAUAUCAAUUAUUAAUGAAAGAAAAUGAUUAUGAUUUCUUUUAAUUAAGAAUUUCUUAACAUUAAACAUAGUAUAUAUAAGAAUUAACUUAAUAUAUAUAAAGUUAGUAAAAUACAAUUAAUGAAUCUCAUUAAACAAGAAGAUUUUUUAACGGAAGAGGUGAUAAUUUUAAGUAUUUGUUAGAUUAAGCUCUUGUUGAUGAAAAUAUUAAUGGAUUGGGUUUAGGUAAGAAUAAUAUGAAAUUUCAUAAGAUAAUAGAUGAAAACAAUAUUACUUUACAUAUAAGAUUACCAUUAGACUCAAAACAACUUAAUGAUGAUUAUUAAGAAUUCAAAAGAUCUUUAUAUUAAAAUGAUUAAAUAACAAAAUCAAUGAGAAUAUAAAGAUAUCGUAAAAUAAUUGUAAGAAAUCAAUUUGGACUAUUGAGAUUUGAUAAAUUUGAAUUAUUGAGAAGAAUAUAAAAAUAUAGGUUAUUAUGUUAAAAGAAGCAUUAUUCUCAAAUAAGUACAAUAUAAUAUUAUAAAGAAAAGCUUUUUGAAGAAUACUGUUCUAAUACAAAUAAUCUAUGUAAAGUGAUAAAAAUUGAAGGUUCUAUUCAUUUCACUACGAAAGCAUCAUUUGACAAAACAAUAAUUAUAAAACUUAAUAGAUUUGAAUUCUAUGAACAAGAAGCUAAAAAAUAUACUGUAAAUUAUUAAUUACUAUUGUUCAUUAGAAUUCAAGUUAAUCAGAUAGAAAGAAAACAACAUCUUCAUAGUCUACUUAAUUUAUUUUAAGAAGAAAUUCAGACAUAUUUUUUUAGAACUUCUUUUAGAAUUAAUCUAUUAAUUUUUAAACCUUACCUUAAGAAAAUGAUUAUGAUUCAAUUAGAGAUAAUAUCAAUAAAACUUUGAUUACAGAAAAUGAAUUAUAAAUUGAUUUUUCUAAUCAAAAAGCAAUAUAAAAUGAAGGACUCCUUAAAUAGAAUUGGAUCAAAAAUGAAUUUAUUAAGGAUGAUUUAAAUAAGAUUCCAAAAUCAUUAUAAGAAUUAACAUAUAUUAAAUUAUUGAAUCGCUUUUUAUUAAUAAGUUUAGUAGCAUUAAUAAUUACUGAAUAUAUUUUUGGACCAUAACAUUAUAUUAGUUCAAUUAUUUACAAUUCAUUUAAUAAGGUAGAAUUAGUAACAACAUUUGCAUAAAUAAUAUCUCAAACAUAUAGUUCAAUUAUUGAUUUAGAUUUAUCUUUAAAAAAUAUCUAAAUUGUUAAUCUAACUAAUAUUAAUCAAAUUACCUAGCAAUCUGUAUAAGAACUUAAUUAAUUAACUUUAGAAACAAAAGAUUAUAUUUCUAUAUUCUCUGAAAAUGCUGAUUUUAAUGAAAACAUUUCCAUUCUUGAUUUAAUGGGAUCUUUUAAAACAAAUAUUAAUAUCUUUUUAUAGGCUCUCUAAAAUAUUAAUUAAAACAAUCUUAAUGAAACAAUCUCAUUUUGUAGAUAAAAUAUAAUACCUUACUUACAAUUAUCUUUAAAUAAAUCAAUGGGAAGUAUAAACUAGGAAAUAAAAGUUAAUUUAGAAGUUAUCAAAGAAAUUUUUCAAGUUUUUCUACUUUUCAUUACAUUAUUUAAUGGAACAAUUAUAUUUUCAAAUAUUAUGUUACUAUUUUAGAUGAUAAAAAAAAUUAAAGUAGAAUAUAUAAAUUAAUAAUAUUUUUAGUUAUUACUAAGUUCAUUUCAAAUGAUAAACAAAUAGCAAUUUGUUUAAAUCUACAAGUAUUUAAUUUCUUUGAGACAAUAAUUAAAAUAUUUGAAUAUUAGCAAUUUAAAUGGAAAUAGUAUUAAAAUAAAUAUAAAUUUAGAUUCUUAAAGACAAAUAGAAAACCUUAUGUAAAGAGAUAAUUUAUAAGAAAUACAAGAUUAGGAAUGUUCAAAUAUUAAAUAUACUGAAUCAUAACAUUGGAUUAGAUUAUCAAUAAAAGUUCUUAUCAUUUAUGUCAGCAUUAUUUCAACAUUAUUAUUGAUGGGUAUAUAUUAUAAUUUCUACUUAUAAUCAAUAAUAGGAGGAAUAUCAUAUUUUAUGUAAAGUAAUGCCUUCACAUAAAAUUUACUUACUUAUUGGGUUUAAGUUGCAAUUAAAGAUGUUUACUGCUUUAAUUAAAAAUAUUAAGAUGAAAUUAAUAUAAAUUAAUAUAUAGAACUAAUAAGUGAAUUUUAAUAAAUGUAAAUAAGUAAAUAAGUAUAUAACAACAAUUUAUAAACUGUAUAAUCAUUAUUUUAUGGAAAUUCAUGUAAUCAUAGUAAUCUAAGUAUUUUUUAUCUCAAAAAUAUAGAUUUAUCAUCAUAUGAAAUGUAAUAAUGUUAAUAUUCAUUAAAUGGAGCCUUAACAAAAGGAUUAAUUGUUUAUUAUGACUCUUUAUAUUAAAUAUCAAUUUCAUUAACAAAUUCAAGUGAUUCUAGAUUUGAAAAAGCAUCAUUAAAAAGAUUGUUAGAAUAUAGUGAAGUAAUUUUUUAUAAGAUUAAAUAGGUGUAAGGAUUAGUAUUUACUAUAUAAAAGUUAGCAAUAAGUGAAUUUAAUUAAUAGAUGAGUUCUAAAAUAAGUGAAUAUAUCUCAGUAGAGAAAGCAUUAGUGUAUUUGUAAAUUAUUAAUAAUAAGGACGAUAUUCAUUUAGUUAACGUGUUUGUUAUAUUAUUUGAUUAUUGAAAAAUAUUUUCACAACUUGAUGAAUUUUUAAUACAAAAAAUUUAGAUAAUUUUAUCUAUACAAUUAUCCAAACAGUAUUUUGCAUUAGAAUAAGACUUUGAGAGCAAGAUUUAAAAAGUAUGGUAUUUUAAAAAAAUGA